Messenger RNA from Prorocentrum cordatum, 459 nucleotides. Lineage: Eukaryota; Dinophyceae; Prorocentrales; Prorocentraceae. The record is from the annotation of a GenBank genome assembly.
CUCCGGCGCGGCGGAAGUCUGACCUCGUUGGCGUCGGUGGAUGACGACGCCUCGGAUCCGACCGAGGUGCUGAACAACAAUGUGGCCGAUACGCUGUCAAGGAGACACCCUGGCGCGGGCGCGUUCCUCUCUUCUGGCAGCUUCUCCAAGAAGGACCGCCUGAGAUGCAUCAAGAUGUUGGAUCUUGGUAAUUCGGAGGACGCGCUGGAGGAGCUCAUGAAGAUCAUAGGCCAGGUCUUCCCAGACCUUGCGGGGGCGAGCAGCGAGGACGGCGAGAUCGCCAGGGACUCUGCCAGGGACUCCUUGGAGUCCCGCUAUAGUUUGGUGAUGGCAGGCACCGCGCGGUUCUGUACGCGUUGCAGCCAGGCGAGGGCGGCCGCCAGGAGGCUGCAGAAAAACAGUUGGGUGUCAAUGUUCUACCUGUCGCUGACAAUUUAUGCUCUGCUCGGCCCCGACUUG